Molecule: messenger RNA, 3602 nt
Organism: Mizuhopecten yessoensis (Yesso scallop)
Lineage: Eukaryota; Metazoa; Mollusca; Bivalvia; Pectinida; Pectinidae
Product: myeloperoxidase-like
Exons: 16
Coding region: 42-3182 (1046 amino acids)
Biological process (GO): response to oxidative stress
Molecular function (GO): peroxidase activity; heme binding
Source: RefSeq, a predicted model, not a curated record
UUUACCUAUCUCAUUACCAGGUGUCUCAGCUAGACAACAAAAUGAUCUUCGACGCUCUCCUGUCAGCGUUACUCUCAUUGUUGUUGAUCAACGCGGUGUCUGCCAGAUCUACAGCAGAAAUUUAUGAGGAGCUGGUAGAUGUUCUUAAAGAAAUCAAGGAACUGGAAACAGACAAGGAAGUGGACGAGGGAAGGAGAGGUUCCAUUACAACACGAGAUUACGACGAUAUUAAAAAAGCACUAUAUGAUGCAAUAGAUGUCCUUGAUGAAUACAAUGAAUUAAAACGGUUCUAUUACGUCAGAGGAGGAAACCUCGAUGCAUUCAUCACUCCAGUAAGUACUGCAAACACAUAUGCAUACACACUAUUGAGCUCCCCAGAAUGUGCUGCCGGAGGAGACAAAUCCGUCAUUUUUGAAGUGAAGGCCUGCGAUAAUGUUCACGUGGGUUUGAAAGAAGAUAAAGACACUGACGAGAACCUGUAUGAGAUCGUUAUAGGCGGAAAAGGAUCAGAAAUAAGGACGAAAAAGCAGGGAGAGAGUAGUGAAAAUGUUGAAAAAAAGGGAUUGGUUGACUGCAAAGAGUAUCGCACCUUCAUGGUGGGAUGGGCAGGAGGACACAUACAGGUGUUCAGAGCGACGGACUCAGGCUGGGAGGAAGUUAUUGAAUGGCAGGAUCCUAAACCAAAAAUAGAUGUCAACUACAUUGGGCUCACAACCGUGGGAUUCUCAGGCCACUUCAGUGCUCAAAAACGAGGUGACGAUUUAAUUAUCGAAACACCAAAACAGUUUAACUCGGUCGUAUAUACCAUGCUGCAAGACAAGGGAUUUCCCAUCGUCCAGAGACCCUUCCUAGUGUUCGAAGUCAUGACAUGCAAUGACGCACACAUUGCACUUUUCGGGAGCGAUGACAAGAACCUUACUACUGCCCUCCAAAUCAUAAUCGGCACAGACAUUAACACCAAGUCAGUCAUCCGCUCUGGCACUAAUGACCACGUGACAAGCGAUCUGGAUCAUGUAGUAGAUUGCAAUGAGUACAGGGCGUUUUUUAUAAGCUGGAAGGGCGGCAACAUACAAGUGUUCAGGCAGACGGGCAAAGGAUGGGAAGAACUCAUGUCCUUGUCAGAGAAGGGAGAGCGACCUAUUGAAUAUGUAGGAUUUACGACCAGUUUGUUUGCAAGUGGAUCUUGGCGAAUCUCAAAGACGUUUGAAAAAGGUUUGGACGCUCCGGCAGGAGAUACUUCCCCGGAAACAAUGGCAGGCUUAAAUAACAUGGACACUUAUCAAACGGAAAUUGAGAAGGAAGAGGAAGAAGCGGUUAAGUCACUGGUGGCCACCAAAUUACUCCUCGACAGGAAAGUAUUUAAAAACCUUAAAGCGUUACAAACAAGCGACGAAGCUCUGAGGCUAUGGCCUGUAUUCUCUGGCGACAAGUGUGUUAAAGGAUCGUUGACAUCCGUAGACUGCUCCGAUGCCUCCGACUACAGAACCAUCAAUGGUGAAUGUAAUAACGAGAAACAUCCCCACUGGGGGGCUGCCGGCACCUCACAGAUCCGACUAUUACCGGCGGCCUACGAUGAUGGAGUUAACGCCCCGCGUACAAAAGAUGUUAAUGGCAAUAAUCUGCCAAGUGCGCGAUCUCUGUCAACGGCUGUGUUCUUUGAUCCUUCUAAUGUCGACACACCAGACGACCCCAUUCGGAGUUUGAUGAUGAUGGUAUGGGGUCAGUUUAUUGACCACGAUGUAGGUGAAACGCCAGUCUCUAAAGGGUACCAGAGUGUGACUGUCCAGUGUUGUAAUAUUAUAGACUCGUUCAUCAGAAAAGGGAGAAAUCAAUGUUUUCCCAUACUCAUCGACACGGCCACUGAUCCUGUCUACACUCAUGACUGUAUGAACUUCGUGAGAUCAACUGCCGCUCGUACACAUCCCUGCAUACCAGGUAUACGGGAACAGAUUAAUGCCAUCACCUCGUACUUGGACGGCUCCAUGGUGUAUGGAUCGGAACAUGAUGUAGCCGACUCACUACGGUCUCCGGAUGGAAAGCUGAAAGUUGACGAUGAUAACCUGCUGCCAAUGAACGACGACAGCGCAUGCGUUCGGGAUUCAGCCAAUGCCCACUGUUUUUUGGCUGGAGAUGUCAGAGUGAAUGAGAACCCGCUCCUUAGUACCAUGCAUACGGCUUUUGUCCGCUACCAUAACAUCUUAGCGGAUAGAAUGCUUGCUGAAGAUUCCUCUUUGGAGGAAGACGACAUCUACUACAUGACGAGACAGAUCAUCGGCGCUCUAAUACAAAGUAUCACUUACUCCAGAUGGAUACCAAGUGUACUAGGACCUACAACUGUGGGCGAUUACGGUUUACUUCUGACCGAUUCUCAUACGUAUAACGACACAUUAAACGGGGGAAUACUCCUGCCGUUCACCACGGCGGCACUACGGUACGGACAUACACUCAUCCGAGACACCGUCGAUCAUGUUGAUGAAAACAACACCAUCUUUGCUUCACACGACCUAGAUGAUGUGUUCUUCGUUACCAACCCGGUAUUUUAUGACAUCUCGAGUAUCAGUAGAGGGAUGGUCACCCGGCCAAGUAAAUUGCCGGAUGCGCAUUUCGUUCCAGCCAUAGACCACCUCUUGUUUAAGAACAACCAUCCUUUUGGAUUUGAUCUUGGUGCUCUAAACAUCCAGCGAGGCCGUGAUCACGGUUUACCUGGCUACGUACAAUACCUAGAAUUUUGUGGCCAUCCGAAACCAACCUCCUUCUCCGACCUACCCUUCCAUAAUAGUUCGUUUCAGACAAUCCUGUCCACCGCGUACAGUCAUGUAGAGGACAUUGACUUGUUUGUGGGCGGUGCGUCUGAGGAUAACUUAUUGGACGGCGAGGUAGGACCAACAUUUGCCUGCUUGCUGGCCGAACAGUUCCACAGACUCCGAUACGGGGAUCGCUUCUGGUACCAGCACGAUCUCAGUGAUGAUCAAAUUGAUAAUGUGGAAAAGGUGGAACUCUCAAAGAUUCUUUGCGAGGUCUUCGAUCUUGAUGAGAUUCAGACAAAUGCCUUCAUUCUAACUGAUGAACGGAGUAAGUGUGAAGAUCUAGACGAUAUUGAUGUGGAACUGUGGAAAAAACCACCGAAACUGCAGGUUGCUUCCCAGGCUAUCGGAACUAAAGUCAAACAGCCAACCAAGUGAUCAUAUACAUUUGAUCCUACACAGAAAUGUUCGCUUUCUAAAUAUUCGGAAGUUUGUUAACAAAAGUCUCUUUCGCAUCUUGUCAUAGCCUAAUGCUAUAUCAUUUUUCAUAUAUCUUAAUAGAUUCUACACAUUUUUAUUUAUACAUAAGUGCAUUUAUGUGUUAUGCCUUUAAUCUAUAUUGCAUACGUUUAAUAGUAUAUUUCGCCUCAGAUUUCCGGUUAUAAAAGAUAUUGAAUUUCAAAAAUACCAUAAUCAAACGGAACGAAUGUAAUGCAAAAUUUGUAAAAUUAAUAUUACCUUCAACAUUUGAUGUGUAUCUGUAUCUCUAUCAACACCGUCCAUGUAGAUGUAUCGAUUGUUUUCGCUGUGCUCAUGUUGUUUCACCUACAAUCGCCCUUUACAAUAAAAACACUUCAA